AUGGGAAGAAUUUCCCUUCUGGAAAGAAAAACCCGUGAGUCUGAAAAAUCUAUCCAUGAGGCCGAGGAAAUAGCCAGGGGAGCCCAGCUUGAAGCAGCUAAUUGGAAAGAACAGUUUGAGAAUGCUCAGGGGACCAUAGAGGAGUUGCAAGAAAGUAUAAAUCUCCUGGAGCAACAAAAGCGUGGUUUGACUUCUGAACUAGCAACUGCCAAGGUUUCUUCAAACCAGUUUAAAAGAGAUAAAGAGCUUUUGGAAUGCUCAUUGUCAGAACAAUUAUCAAAGGCUAGUGAAGAAACCUUCUCUGACGAGAUUCGAGCUUUGAAGAGUUCUCAUGCCUCCCUUGAAGCUUCCCUUGAUUCCCAUUUAGCUGAACAACAAAUAUUGAAGAAUGAUCUUGCUAUGUGGGAAAGGGAAUAUGGAGUUCUGGAGGAGAACUUCAACAUAGAGGUACGUUGGGCUUUCCUUAAAUCUCGCCGUGAUGCUUUGAUGGAAGCUGCUCAGGAAAGCUUUGAUUUGCAAUCUGAAUUAGCCAAAGUCUUAGACACUAUCGAGAAAAGUCAACAACCUAUUGAUACUCCUUCUCCUGCACUUGAAGCUCCUGGAACGGAAGAGCUUUUAAAUGAAGAAGUGGCUACUGCAGCAAUUGGGGUUGCAAUUCAGGCUCCCGAGGGUGAAACUUCUAUGACACAUUCCAUGGAAGCUGAAGCUCCUGUGACUCUUGCUUCCCUCGGUGAUUUCAACAUUCCAAGCCCAAUUAAAAUUGCUCCUGAAAAUGAAAUUGCAACUUCUGAU
Nicotiana tabacum (common tobacco) is the source of this 792-nucleotide messenger RNA. Lineage: Eukaryota; Viridiplantae; Streptophyta; Magnoliopsida; Solanales; Solanaceae. The record is from RefSeq and is a predicted model, not a curated record.